Messenger RNA from Thalassophryne amazonica, 1794 nucleotides. It is a transcript of the gene p2ry10, whose product is annotated as P2Y receptor family member 10. Gene Ontology annotation, molecular function: G protein-coupled receptor activity. Gene Ontology annotation, biological process: phospholipase C-activating G protein-coupled receptor signaling pathway; positive regulation of Rho protein signal transduction. Gene Ontology annotation, cellular component: membrane. The transcript has 4 exons. Bases 293 to 1561 code for a protein of 422 amino acids. The record is from RefSeq and is a predicted model, not a curated record. NCBI's taxonomy places the organism in Eukaryota, Metazoa, Chordata, Actinopteri, Batrachoidiformes, Batrachoididae.
CUUCUGCUCAUCGUGAUACCAGCACACUGAGUGCCUUUUGAGACUGAGAACACGGUUUGAUCACACGCGUGCUUUGACAGGUUUGUUUAUGCUGCACAAGCAUAGAAGAAGGUCACAAGACCACAUUUAACAAAGCGAGAGGAGGAGUGUCUUACGUUGUGCUGCUGUCAGAGGAGUGUGACAUUGAAUUGCUGCUGCAGUUAGUCGAUGGUGGUGGGCCGUCCUGAGCCUGACCUCUGGACUCUGUCCUGACUGAUCCUUUAGGAGCACAAGUGUCAGUGUCGCAGAGGUGAUGGCUCUGAACAUGUCUGGACGGUAUGAGGAGUCGCUGGUGACGUCGUCUUCACAAUGCGCCCACAAUAUGACCACAUGGGAUGAGCAGAUGUACCAGCUGUACACCUACUUCUACCUGUUCCUCUUCAUUCCCGGCCUGCUGCUCAACACCUUUGCACUGUGGGUCCUCUGCAGGCACAUAAGUAAGAAGACCAAGGCUGCGAUCUUCAUGAUUAACCUGUCGUUAGCAGACCUGGCUCACAUCCUUUCUCUGCCACUCAGGAUUUAUUAUUACUUCACACACACCUGGCCCUUUGGCCACAGCAUCUGCUUGUUCUGCUUCUACCUGAAAUUUUUCAACAUGUAUGCUGCUAUAGCAUUCCUGGUGUGUAUUAGUGUUCAGAGGUGUGUAUUCCUGCUCAAUCCAUUUGCAGCCCGUCGCUGGAGGCAGCGUUACGACCUGGCAAUCAGUAUUUUGGUGUGGGUGGUGGUCGGUGUGGCAUGCUCACCCUUCAUUCUGAUGCGGAACAGCACCAAUUCCAGCACUGGUGUCAAAACGCAAAGCAGCGUGGCGCACAGUGUGACGUAUUCUCUGGUUGUCAGCACCACCCUUCCACCAGUUGACACCACCCUCACCGUCAGGCCUGCAAGCAGCACCUCUAAACUCACCUGUUUUAAGGACUUGCCGAUACGUCGCCUGCCCGUCUCCACGGCCAUCACCGUGAUGGCUCUCGCGGAGCUGUUUGGUUUCUUGAUUCCUCUGGUUGCCAUUAGUUACAGCUCCAUCCGCAUCACCCGGUCCCUCAAACAAAGACAGUCUGAGGAUCAGCAAAACUCCACCAGGCACAACUCCUCAGCAUUCCUGCGUCUUCAGUCAGUCACCUCCACCUGUCAGGCAGACAGACAACCUCAAAAGCAAACAAACAGUGAGAAGAGGCGUGCACUGCGGAUGGUGUUGAGCUGCACCUGCCUCUUCCUCUUCUGUUUUGCCCCCUACCAUAUCAACUUCCUAUUGUACAUGAUGGUGUCACAGGACAUACUGUCUCACUGUGCUACCCGGCUGGCUGUGCAGCAGUUCCACCCGCUAUCACUGUGCCUCGCCAGUAUGAGCUGCUGCCUCAACCCCCUGCUCUACUACUUUCUGACAGCCGAAUUCAGGUCACACCUCACCAAGCGCACUUUCUCCUUCACCUCCUCAGCCAUGUCUUCCCCAGUCAGCUCCCCCUCCUACCACCCUGCGCUUAACAGAAUGAUGAGCAUGGAAAGCAGUUUGUCGGACAGAGAGUAGCAAUUGAUGCGUCACCCGCUUCCGUUAGAGGUGGGCAGAUCGAUCCUAAUAUCGAUAAUAUCGAUACCAGCGCUGGUAUUGAUAUUGAACGUUCCUUGUGUACAAAGAUUGAUAUUCAAGCUUUUUUUCUCUGCCGCACGCACUGACUGCUGCACAUGCAGAUUAAUCAAAGUCUACUCUCUGUCUGUAAGAGCAGCGCUGCGCUGUGUCACACAACACGGAGCAGCGCACCC